Molecule: messenger RNA, 866 nt
Organism: Cicer arietinum (chickpea)
Lineage: Eukaryota; Viridiplantae; Streptophyta; Magnoliopsida; Fabales; Fabaceae
Cellular component (GO): chloroplast
Source: RefSeq, a predicted model, not a curated record
UGUUUUAGAAAAGGAGUGUUUUCAAACAAACUAGCUAGUUUAUGAGCCCAAAAGGGUCAUUCCCCCCAGCCUUUGUAUAAAUUCCCAAACCACCUAUCCCAACCUUAUCCUCAGGGCAUUUCCAAGUUCCUCCCUCCCUUUCGUUGUUAAGCAAACAAGGCAAUCAUUUAACAAAACACAAGAGCUAUCAUAUAGUAUACUGCUAUACAAUAUGCAUCCUACUACACUUCCCAAGGGUAUGGCCAGAUGGACAAUGAUGCCAUGGCCUAGGCUGCCUACACCAUUUUCGAUUGACAACAUUCCAAUUCACAAUGUAAACUUGUGUUGUGACUUUAAAGAACUAGAUUUGAGCAACCAAAGAGGUACAGGCCUUUGGUGUGCAGCAAGGAGGCAAGUAAGAUACCAAGAUGAGGAUGAAGAUAGAGAUGAUGAGGAUGGGCACAAUGAGAAGAUUUCGAAGUUGGAGUUCUAUAGUCAAUCAGCUAGAGGAGAAGCACUCAUUGUUCAUGCACUUGUGGACCAAAAUGAAGUAGAGGUGCUUAUCUUCAAAGGAUUUUCUUCAUGCUUGAGCUAUAGUACCUCCCCUGACCCAACAAAAAGCAUUCUUCCAGCCAGGGCAGUGAUAACUUCUAUAGAUAGAAUCAAAGGGCCUUUUGACCCUGCCAAUAUAGAGUAUCUGCAGAAGAAUGUGGCAUGGGAAGAAUUCAAGACAAAUCUUCUUUCUAAUUAAAUUAAAUAACAUGUAAUUAGGUUCUUAAUUAUUUUAAAAAAAUUCUGUGAUUUAAUUAAUGUCACUAUCGUUGUAAUAAAUUUCACUGUCAAUCAAUUAUAACUUUCAUAUCGUUAAAAAUAUUAGACUUAAAUUA